AUGCCAGGGUACCAGAGCGCCUCAGCUUCCUUGGUAUGGCUUCUGUUCACAGGUCAGUCCAAGUGGUUUAGCCGUUUUGACUCGAAAACAUCUGAAUGGAGCAAAGGAUCAUUCCCUCUCGUCAUCAGUAAACUUAAGGUGGAAGACUCCGCCACUUACAUCUGUGAGGUGGAGAACAAGAAGAUGGCAGAGGUGGAGUUGUGGGUGUUCAAAGUGACUGUCAGUCCGGAUACCCGCCUGCUGCAGGGACAGAGUCUGACCCUGAGCUUGGAUAGCAGCUCUAAGGUCGCUAAACCCUCAUUUGAGUGCAAAGGCCCACGGAAUGGAGUUGCCACACACUCCAAAGUCUCUGUGCCCAACCUAAGGAUUCAGGACAGUGGCACCUGGACCUGCAGUGUAACCCAGAACCAGAAAAAGGAAACAGUCAAAAUAAACAUCGUAGUGCUGGGCUUCAAGAAUUCAUCUACCAUAGUCUAUAAGAAGGAGGGAGAGCCUGCCGAGUUUUCCUUCCCACUUACCUUCCAAGAUGAAAACCUGCAGGGGGAGCUGAUGUGGAGGGCAGAGAAGGCCUCCUCCCCCGGACCCUGGGUCACCUUUUCCCUGGAGAACAAGAAGGUGGCUGUGCUGAAGUCUUGGGGCACCGCCAAGCUCCAGAUGAAGGAAGAGCUCCCGCUCCACCUCAAGAUACACCAGGUCUCGCUGGACAACGCUGGCUCUGGGAACCUGACUCUAACGCUGGCCAAAGGAAAACUGCGUCAGGAAGUGAACCUGGUGGUGAUGAGACUGAUUCAGAAAAACAACACUUUGACCUGUGAGGUGAAGGGACCCACCUCCCCCAAGAUGAGACUGACCCUGACGCUGGAGAAUCAGAAACACAGAGUCUCCAAGCAGGAGAAGGUGGUUCGAAUGCCGGCCCCCGAGCCAGGGCUGUGGCAGUGUGUACUGUACGAAGCAGAAGAGGUCAAGAUAAUGUCAGAUACGCAGGUUUUAUCCAGAAGGCUGAACCAGAACCAGCCAAUGUUCCUGGCUGUCGUGCUGGGGGGCACCUUCAGCUUUCUGACCUUCGUGGGACUCUGUAUCCUCUGCUAUGUCAAGUGCCGGCACCAACGGCGCCAGGCAGAACGGAUGUCUCAGAUCAAGAGGCUCCUGAGUGAGAAGAAGACCUGUCAGUGUUCCCAGUAA
Cricetulus griseus (Chinese hamster) is the source of this 1182-nucleotide messenger RNA. Lineage: Eukaryota; Metazoa; Chordata; Mammalia; Rodentia; Cricetidae. The record is from RefSeq and is a predicted model, not a curated record.